This is a messenger RNA of Paramuricea clavata, 7366 nucleotides long. The record is from the annotation of a GenBank genome assembly. Lineage: Eukaryota; Metazoa; Cnidaria; Anthozoa; Malacalcyonacea; Plexauridae.
UACAUUGAAAGUAUAUGUUUUGGAUUUUGAUAUAUUUUAAGUUUAUACGUGUGCGUGUAACCUGACGUGGGCUGACCUUUGCGAAACUUGAAAACCAUGUAUUUGAACAAGGUCAAAAAGACAAGCAACUCUUGAAUUUAUAAUUUAGCAUAUAAAAUUUAAUCUCGUUUGCAUUAGCCAGUAAUUUUUGUACACAUACACAGUGAAAAUAUAUAGUUGCUGCAGUUGCAUUUAUAUUUAUAUGGCGUUAUAUUUAUAAUUUGUGUAUUAAAACGGACUUCAUAUGUAAAGGAUUUUGUAAUUAUGGGGAUUAAAGAAAAAGAGAAGCUCAGUUCUCAAACUGUUGAAAAGGACAAGCUCAGUUCUCAAACUGUUGAAAAGGACAACGCCGUUGACAAUAAUACUAAGGUCAAAAAUCAAGAAGUUGUAAGAGCAAAAAUCGGUGCCGAAGGAGAGUUGCCUUUUAUUGAAAAAAUUGUUUAUUUCUCCAUCUAUUCAUAUUUCUUGGCGACAGCUGCGUACAAAAUUUACUUAUUUCCGCUAGGUAAGUUUGUAUAAUUGGUACUUUGUUUUUUGUUUACUGUAAUUAUGUAGUUACAUAGGUAGUGGGGAUGAGUCUGGUUUGACUAGCUCACUGGCAUUUGUUAUGGGGUUAAGGUGUUAUUAAGGGAUUAUGACACCAGAUGCCAAGGUUAUUGACAUCACCUGCAACAAGUGAGAUAGCCAAACCCAUACAGGUUGGACACUGGAUCCCAAUAUGUAAACGUUACAUGUCUGACACAGGUUAGGAUGAAGGCUGGUUAAAUUCAACCUGAUACUCAAGGUCUUAAUUACCUCCGCUACCCCCUGAAACCCUGGGGGUGUAGGGGUAGCACAGGUGAAGACCCUGAGUAUUAGGUUGGGUUAAAUUUAGGUCAGGGUAAGUUGCAGGCAAGGUUGUGAAAGUUGUAUGUAUGCACAAGGUAUGCACACAUAAAAUUGUGUCAGAUAAAUAAUUCAUGAAACGUUAGUGCCAACUGAAAGGAGCCAAUUUAAGUCAGUCCAUUUAUUGGUGUGAUAGGCCCCUGCCCUUCCACCAUACACCUUUAGGCGUAAAAAAAAUACCUGUGGUUCCAGUUUCAUAUCGUGAAAAAAAUAGGGUCGGUAGGUUGGAAAUAAUUUUUUUUUGAAUAUUUUUUUCAUGGUUUUGGCGGGUUUUGCUGGGCGAUUUGCAGUAGAGUCCUGACAUCAAUAUUAAAUUAGAGAUGCAUAUUUCCUAUGGACGAAUUUAGGCAAUUUGGUUCAAUAAUUAGUGUGACAACAGACGCCAUUUUGGCACGCUAUGUAUGAGCAGCCCGCAACCACCCGGAGAAAAUAGGGUCGCAUGGUCAAUCACGUUGAAAGAAUAAUGGGGUCGGCAGAAAAAAAAUAGGGUCGGUGGGGAACCGGAACCACAGGUAUUUUUUUUUACGCCUUAACACCCUACAACAUUUAAUUGUAAUAAUUCCUACAGAAAAGCCUGAGGAGUUGUACUCAGAGGAUUUUGAUGAUGGAUGGACAUUUUUAGGAAGAAAGAGGGUUGGUGUCACAUUCUUAAAUUUUCUUCAGUGAAAACCUCUGCAUAUGUGUAGAUGAUCAUCCUAAGUUUCUCCAAGGGUCCCUUUGCCCCAGUCUAAUUGUUAUGUUACCAAGUAACAUAUUGCUACCCAGCUGUUGCUGCAAAUUUCAUAUAUGCCAUAAACUGUGUCAUAGUAAGCUAUCAGGCUUUCAUUAAGUUGGAAACAAAAUGCUGUAGCUACUUAUUUGUUAACCCUUUAAGUGGCAAUGUGCCCUGAUGCACCAUACUUUACUGUUUUUACUCUGCAUGUCUUAAAAUGCCAGACGAUUUUACUUAUUGAGGGGGGAGUGCUGCCACUGAAUGGGUUAAUUAGCAGACUAUAUUUGCCUAAUGAAGGCUUAUGAAGCAUCCUGUUAACCCUGUAGUAAUGUGCCCUACUUUACUGUAUUACUCUGUCUAACUCCAGAUGAUUUUACUCAUCAAGGGUCAGAGUGAUGCCACUCGAUCAUUAUGGGUUAAUCAGUUAAAUAAAUAUUUAAAAGGCUUAAGAAAUUAUUGGGGAUGAUGUCAGAGAUGAUGAUUGAUGAUCAGUUAUGGUGAUGAUGAUUAUAAAAUAUAACUAUGCCACAUGUUUACAGUUGUGCUUGAAUGGUUAAUUUUAUCCUUAUUUAUACAGUAUUGAUUGCAAUAUUUGGCAGGAUAAGUCAGAUUUUGAAUGGCAAUUUUGGAUUGGUCAAGCCAUAAAUCUCAUAAUAGCAUCAUCACUUCAUUCAUUUGGCAACCGUUUGGUGUCUUGGUUAUAUCCACAGGUAGCUACCCAACAAAUGUUUAAAGAAACUAUACAUAUAAGAUUAUUAUAAACUAAGUUGUGCCAAUUAAAAUUUCUUUGAUGAAAAUUAUCUCUAAUUAAGAAAGAUUGUCAUCAUUCUUCAUUCUUCCUUUUAGCACCGAAUGUUAUUUUUUGCCAUGUUUCAAUUGGGAUUUCUAUCUAUAAGUAUUGGCUGGAAACCAACGCUGGUAUUUGUGGCACAUAACGUGCUUUACUACAUUGCUGGAAGGACAAGAUCAACUUUGUUUUGCUGGUUCGUGGGAUUGGCACUUGUUGUGUCGUUUAUUUCAGUUGAUAGGCUAAUGCAUUUGCAGGUUGGUCUGUAUUACAUAAAUCAAUAAUUAUAGAAUGAAAUGAAAUACAAUACAAUGCAAUGCAUUGAGAAACUCAUUAAUAAUUCAUGAAGAAAACAGAAAAGAAAUCAUGACCGUGAAGGAGUUUGUAUAUCUGAUACUAAUUCAUGCUGAUUUACAUAAACUUUUAAGUUCAAUUUUCUCACCAAAUAUCUCAUUCAUUUAUUUUAAAAUGUUCUCAUCAAGACGUUUCACAAGCUUAUAUAUUUACAACAUUCGCGUCCGCCCAUGUUCGGUGUGUUGUAUCGGAUAUACAAACUCUCGCCUUGAAUUUCAGCUCAAGUUUGUCGGUAAAUAGUACAUACUGCAACACAACACGUACAACGCAAUACAAUUCAACAGAAUACAAUACAAUUAUAUAAAAGGUACAAUAGAAUACAAUGCAAUGCAAUAUAAUGUGAUGAUGCAAUACAAAUAACGCAAUACGAUGAAACUACAGUUCAAUACAGUUAUAAAAUGGUGAAUAUGUAUAAUGAUUAAAUAUAUCCAUCUUUUAUAUGUCUUUAUAGUUUUACACAUUCAGUAAGAACACAAAUGAAGGCGAUUUCGUUCUUUUUACAUCCCUCAUGUGUCAAUUGAGAGGAAUGAGUUUCUGUCUGGAUUGUUGUUUAUCAGGCGCAAAGAAAGAUAAAGGCAACGCCAAUGGCAAUGAGGAUAAAGACGAAGUCAAAUAUGGUUUUAUUGAUUUACUGGGAUAUAAUUUUUAUUUACCAUUAUUUUGUAAUGGACCAGUAGUACUUUAUGAUGAAUUUUACAAACAGGUAUAUAUAACUUUACUUUCACUUUACUUUGAUAUGUUAAUCAUAUAAAAAUCACAUUCAGUUAUUCAGCCACGCCAAGGCCGUUAAUGGAACGGUCAACUGUGACAUGUGUACGCAUUUGCGUACCUAUUUUUACAAUUAAAAACUUGUUGUUGCAUGCUAAGUCUUAAUUUGACCCAUUUUAUCGAAGUCACGCGAAAUUUUGCUACCAGUCUAAUAAGGAUUGACAUCAAGGAAGAACAGUUUAGAAUUGAUAUAUCCUGUGGCUGGUUGGUUGUUGGAAAGCCGGCUAGCUUACUCCUAGGUUAACGAAAAACCUUCAGUGCAAUCUUGCAAACUGCUUCUUUAUAAACAUAAAAACAUUUUUCCAGAAAUUAUGUCAGAAGUGUUUUUUUGUAAAGUUUUCAAAUAAACGGACAUACAGAAAAGCACAACAGCAGGUUAAAUUCAGUGUUAACCUAAUCCAGUUUGAACUGGCCGCUGCAGUAUAACAGGCGUCAUGAAAGUUGGUAAUUAACUAAUUAUUCAUUAGUCAAACUUAUUAAGCGCAAUGUACCAUACUUUGUAAGACGAUCCAGAUGGGUUGACAACAGUAUGGCUAUUUUGGACUCAUCAAGCAGCAAUGCGCCCUGAUGCUCCUUACUUUCUUAUUUUGCCAAACUUGUUAAGUGCGCCAGGAUUGCGCCUUGUUAUUUCACGCGGUGUCUAAUGGCAGACCAUUUUAAUACUAAAGAAGAAGUACUCGGUAUUGAUGGUUCAAUUCAAUCUUAGGUCAACAAGCCACCAAAACCGCUCUCAAGAGAAGUUCUAGCUUCCUUCCUAUGGGAUGCCAUCAGAACGUUGUUCUGGUAUAUAGUUAUGGAACUCGGCUAUCACUUCCUGUAUAUCAAUUCGCUGGCACGCGACCCAUAUCUCGUAGAGAACGUACCAGUAUUAAUGUCAACAGGACUUAUGUAUAUACUUGUGUUGCUAUUCUCUAUCAAAUAUGUGGUGUUCUAUCGAGUUGCUGGGAUGUACUCGAGACUGGAUGGUAUAUCACCACCUGAUAUUCCGAAAUGCGUUUUGAACAUUUAUUCGUUUACUGUUAUGUGGAAGUAAGUAUAAUGCGGUAGAUUAUGAAUCUACUUAAAAACUAGUGGGUUAACUCUGUCUGAUAACAAAAUAGAAGGCCUUUGUCUGAUGUUGAAGUGUACCUCACCUUGCACCAUAGACAAUCCAGAAGACAUGUGGAUGUCUGACAUGUGAAUGUCUGACAUGUGAAUGUCUUCUGGAUUGUCUACGCUUGCACAAAUCAUUUGUCUCAAAUAUUAUUCAACGUGGUUGCACGUUUCAUCCCAGCUAUCCAUACUGGACGAUUACUUCAUAAAACGAAAAUGAGCUCAAUCACGUACUGUGACCGUGCAUAAAACAUAUCACACAGUUUUAAGUUUCCAGACCAUCAUUUCUUGACAGACUAUGGUUGCAUCUUGGUCAGAGCUAUCCCUAUGGUUGCAUCUUGGUCAGAGCUAUCCAGUAUAGACCCUUUGCACUGACGUCACAAAUCUUUAGUGUGUCCUCCAGAUGCUCCCUAACAAUAUCUGUUCGGGUACAACAACCACAUACAGCGCAAAAACUAACCAUUUUGAUACAAAAUUAUUAUAAAGUUAAUUUACACUAAAUUAAUUGCUAAUUUGUUCUCCAGAUGCAUCAUCACCGGCGCUGUGACGUCAUGUGCAAUGGGUCUAUAAGAUCCAGUUUAGUAUUGGGUUCCCCCUCUACUGUAGUAACAGAACUAAUGACAGCUAUCCAUAUACAAUAUUAAUAAAGUUAGUUUAGUUUAGUUUUUCCAUCAUUUGGUUAUGAUAAUGUCCUACUAACUGCUAGCGUUUUUCAAUGUAUAGAACAUUUGACAAAGGAUUACAUCAUUGGAUUAUGAAGUAAGUGUUGCACUUUCCACUUAAACUGACAAUGUUUCCUAACAAAGUAGUGAAAUAAGAAUUUAGCUAGUAGCAAUACUUUACACAUAUCCCUCAUACCCUAGUUUUCUCUGUUCCAGAUAUAUUUACAUACCACUUGGCGGCUCCAAGCAUGGUAUCUUUAGACAAGUAAUUAGUUCCGUGGCAACGUUUGCUUACGUAUAUUACUGGCACGGCGCAUAUGAUUAUCUUUUAUACUGGGCUGUUCUACAGUGGUUUGGUGUGUUUUUGGAAGCCAUGGCUGCCAAAUUAUUGAAGACUAAAACAUUACAGCAUUUAGAGGUAAGUGUUGAACUUAAAACUUCGGAUAGCUCUGUCAGGUUCAAACUCAUCCUCGUUCCCAGGGCUUCUCGGCUGCCUGCGUAUAGGCAGAAUGCUUCAAUGCUUCUACAUGCAUCCAGUAUAAAUGAGUUUAGGUUUCCUCCUAGCUCAUAGACUAUCACCUUUUUCGAACCUGCCAACCCUAGAGAUCCAGAAACUGAAUUUCCUGGAGAAAACAUACGGUUUUGGUAAGACGAAAUUAUUUACUGAGACAGCUGUCCUCUGGCAUACGUACUACAGCUAUUGAUUUCCAGUCGCAGACGUGAAUGACAUAUUAACUCAAUACUGUGUGACCAACACUCAACAGCCCAUAUAUGUAAACACUCAGAAAGCAGAAAACAACAUUAUUUUAAAUCUUUUAGUACGAUAUUCUCUCGCCAUCCGCAACUAGACGUCUUCAUGCUAUAGGUGGUGGUAUUACGAUCGUCGCAGCCAUACUGAGUAACUGUGUCUUCCUUGUCAGUCAUCAGUCUGUGUUGGCCUACCUCAAAGCUGUAUUUAUCAAAGGUAUUGUAUGUAAUCCGAAAAUGAGGACUGGACGGGAUUUCGAUUGUUCCAAUUCAAGGUGCAUGACAACCUUGUCCCCAGGAUCAUCGUCUUCUUGCAUGAAAUUAAAUCCUGUCGAGCGGAAUCCAGCGGGCGAUUUUCGUAACCGGCUAAUGCUAUGUCCAUGUUUUUAUUGAUCUAGGUGGAAUAUGGACAAUACUACGCUUUGCUAUGGUCACUUACUGUUUGGUACAAGUUAUUAUGGAAGUCGAACUGCGCACAAAAGAGGACAAGAACUCCAAGAAAAAUUUGUAAUCAUAAUUUUUUAAGAGCGAAACUCUGGUUUUAUUCAAUAAAAUUGAUUUGAAUACACAAUCUCAACUUAUUCCUAAGAAGAGCUGAUUCAUGUAAUGCUGUUUACAGUACAAGUACUGUACAAGUGUAAUGAUGCACUGCAUUGUAAAAAAUACUCUCGUGAAUUCAAAAUGGUCAAAUGUAAAUACUUGCAAUUAUUAUCGUAACAUGGUCUUGCAAUUACAGUAGUCAUAUACUGACUUUGGCAAUGAAGAACGUUUCCUCGUAUGAAACUGAAGGCCGUUUUCCACUAGGCGGGAGCGGAAUUUUUCUUUGUCUUAUAUUUCUCGGGUGGAACUAAUUAGAAAAGACAAGAGAAAUUCCUCUCCGUGCGCAAAAUUCCGCCUAGUGGAAAACGGCCAUAAAGCCCAUUUUCCACUAGACGAACUUUAUUUCACGAGGGAAAACGUAUUAACCAUAAAAGUUAUCUAACAUACGGCCCUCGCACUAUUUUGAUAUUUACAGGCAUAAAAAGUAUAAAAGUAGGAAAAAGUAGGAACUGAUCCAAUUUUUUCGCUGACCAAUCACAUUGCCAAGAUUUAUUUUUCGCUUUGCGAGAACUAAUUCGCCUAGUGGAAAACGGGUUUAAUGUUUCCUCGUAUGAAACUAAUAUGAUGAUUUAGCGCUCGAGGUUUCGAACACAGUGGGUUUAGUACAAAGAAUAAAUUAUACUAUACAAUACAUCGAUAUUUAUAUUACUGUUACCUGUGCGUGUAACCUAACGUGGGCUGACCUUUGCGGAACUCAAAACCCCUUAUAUUGAAACAAGC